Marmota monax (woodchuck) is the source of this 8453-nucleotide messenger RNA. It is a transcript of the gene Tbce, whose product is annotated as tubulin folding cofactor E. Bases 174 to 1817 code for a protein of 547 amino acids. The record is from RefSeq and is a predicted model, not a curated record. The transcript is spliced from 18 exons. Gene Ontology annotation, biological process: protein folding. Gene Ontology annotation, molecular function: alpha-tubulin binding. NCBI's taxonomy places the organism in Eukaryota, Metazoa, Chordata, Mammalia, Rodentia, Sciuridae.
UUCAGCCAGCUCCCGCGGCCGCCGCUCGCUCCGCGGGGCGGGACUUCCGGUAUCCCCCAUAGCACUUCCGCCCGGGGCCGGAAGCUCUGCUGCCCUCCGCUGUCAAGGGGCAGCCGCCGAGACCACCAGCUGCUGCUGGCAGAUCUCACAUUUUGGAUUCUGGCUGUCUUAUAAUGAGUGACACUUUGACAUUAGAUGUCAUUGGUCAAAGAAUUGAAGUAAAUGGAGAAUAUGCAACAGUGCGUUUUUCUGGCGUUGUCCCUCCUGUGGCAGGACUCUGGUUAGGAGUGGAGUGGGACAAUCCGGAGAGAGGAAAGCAUGAUGGGAGCCAUGAAGGGACUGUGUACUUUAAAUGCAGGCACCCAACGGGAGGAUCCUUUAUUCGUCCAAAUAAGGUAAAUUUUGGAGUGGACUUUCUUACUGCAGUUAAGAACCGCUAUGCAUUAGAAGAUGGACCAGACGACCAUGGGAAAGAGCAAAUUAUUACAAUUGGGAAGAAACCUGUGGAGACCAUUGGUUUUGACUCUGUGAUCAAACAGCAGAGUCAUCUGAACAACUUGCAAGAGAUUUCUCUAAGGAACUGUGCAGUAAGUUGUGCUGGUGAAAAAGGAGGAAUUGCCAGAACAUGUCCUAAUAUUACAAGAGUAGAUGUGUCAAAAAACCUGUUGUCAUCAUGGGAUGAAGUGAUUCGUAUUGCUGAUCAACUCAAAAACCUGGUGGUUCUUGAUCUCGGUGAAAACAAGCUGCAGUUUCCCUCUGGCUCACCAGUGCUAACUGGAACGUUUUCUACAUUGAAGGUAUUAGUUCUCAAUCAAACAGGAAUUACAUGGGCUGAGGUGCUGCAGUGUGCCCCCGGGUGGCCAGUCCUUGAGGAGCUGUAUCUGGACUACAACAACAUCUUCAUUUCCGAAAGGCCCAGUAAUGUUCUACAGACGCUCAAGCUGUUAGACCUUUCCUCUAACCCAUUAAUUGAUGAAAACCAGCUGUUCCUGAUAGCCUAUCUGCCCAGAUUAGAACAGCUAAUCCUUUCUGACACUGGAAUUUCUUCUAUACAUUUUCCGGAUGCUGGAAUUGGGUGCAAAACAUCCAUGUUCCCGUCCCUGCAGUACCUUGUAGUAAAUGACAAUCGGAUAUCACAAUGGUCAUUCAUCAAUGAGCUAAAUAAAUUACAGAGCUUGCGUGCUCUGUCCUGUCUAAGGAACCCCCUGACUGAAGGAAGCAAGGAAGCACAGACCACUCGACAGCUCAUUAUUGCCAAAAUUGGUCAGCUGAAGACCCUGAACAAAUGUGAGAUUCUUCCAGAGGAACGGCGAGGAGCUGAGCUUGAUUACCGAAAAGCUUUUGGAAAUGAGUGGAAAAAGGCUGGUGGACAUCAGGAUCCAGAGAAAAACAGACCAAAUGAAGAAUUUCUUGCAGCCCAUCCUAGAUACCAGCUCCUAUGCCACAAAUAUGGUGCACCUGAGGACGGAGAACUCAAAGUACAACAACCAUUUAUGCUGAAAAACCAACUACUGACACUGAAGAUAAAAUAUCCAAACCAACUUGAACAGAAGGUCUUAGAGAAGCAACUGCCAGGCUCCAUGACCAUUCAAAAGGUGAAGGCAUUCCUGUCACGUCUUCUCAAAGUUCCUGUGUCAGAACUUCUGCUGUCCUAUGAAAGUCCCAAGUUUUCAGCGGACACAACAUCUUUGUAUGUGGUGCUGAGGAUCGAACCCUGGCCGUACGCACGACAGGCGAGCACGCUACUGCUUGAGCCACAUCCCCAGCCCGAAGAGCAGCUUUUCAACAGGCCGACUUACCCUGAAUGGUGUAAAUGAAGCCACCUGCAACUCCUUCCACACCUUCCAUGAAUUCAUGAGGCAGUGCACCCUCCCCAGCCUGGAAGGAAUGAGAAUGGCAGUGUCCAGGGCCGCACAGCAGAAAGGAAUGUACCGCACUGGACCAUCAUCUGACCAGUCCUGACAGGACCCCACUGCAGCACGCAGCAGGCUGCUACUUUUGUUAUCUAAUUACAAUCUCUUUUUUGGUACUGGUACUGGAGAUUGAACCUGGGUGCUCUACCAAUGAGCUACACCCACAGCCAUUUUUUAAAUUUUGAAACACAAUCUUGCUAAGUACCCACACUGGCCUCAAACUGGAGUCUCUGGGAUUACAGGUGGGUACCACCACGCCUGGUUUAACUGCAGUCUUAAGAUCAUAUAUGUUCGGUGGCUCAAAGGUGUUCGGAAUUCCAACUUAACGUGGAAUCAUAUGUUCUUAUAUUUGCUACCAUAAUAGUACUAAAAUCACUUUAUUUUACAUCAACUCCACCCCUUUAAAAAUUAAUGAAAAUUUUGACUUUCUGGAGACUGAUAAUUCUCAUAAGUUCAAAUAGAUAGGCACAUUUUACCUUUCAGUGAUCAUGCAGAGAAAAGCUUCUCUAAGGUCAGCACUCUGUCCCAAACAGUUCAGAUGGAACCCGCAUGACCACUGGUGAAUUUCAGGGCUAGAGCCAAUUCUGUCAAGAGCCAGAAACAGACCUUUCUGCCUGUUAGGCGUGCCUUUAUUAUUAGAGUCACCUCAAAAGCUGCCCGACACCCCUACUCAAACUGAGUUGUCACUCUGUGUCACACGCCAACUCGGAGUGAGCGUCCAUCAGAGCUGCACUACAGCUGCUACUGGUCGGAGUGUUCAUGGCCUUUCCUCUGUGAACUCACCUCAGCAGAAGGGAUACUGCUGGGCUAUUCGCUUUUCAAACAAAUCUGUUCAGCAGAGUUUUACUGUGUAAAGCAAUUUCGAGGGCCAGCAGUGAGAGAAUUCUGAAGGCACUGUGGUAACACAUCAUUUAAUUUAAAAAUACGGUUUGUAGCCAAAUGCUGAAGAAAUUAGUCCAGGGGAAUGCUACAGAAUCCAGCCACGUAGUUCUAACCACCAUUUUUUUUUUUUUGGCUGGUGUGUGAUAGCUGUAUUUACUGGUGGGAUUUGUUGUUAUGCAUUCGCACUUGUACACACUACACAAUAACACAACGCAACUUGGCCAGUACUACUCCCCAGCACUUCCUCUCCCUCCCAACCCUGCAGUUCUGUGAAAGGUCACGCACUCUUCAUCUUUGAAUCGCUUCCACUGUGCUGUACCGGCCUGUUUGGAGGACAGCAUUCUUUGGCAGGGAGCAGAACUGGUGAAAAUCCUCCUCUGCCCAGGUGUGUCUCUGCGGAGCUUCCCCUUCCCCCACCUCAAACCUCGACCUUUCACCCUCUGCCACAGUGUGUACUCCAGAGCAGAGCACUGGAGUCUACGUCUGAACCCACUUCUCAACUCUGAAGUAAACUUAUUUCCUUGACUGUCUAAUAAACUCAAAUACUAUAGGGAGGCAAGAAUUAAAGGCACUUGGCUUAAAUAAGGAAAUUAAGAGAAAUCUAUCAACUCCAUAGAACUUUCUACCCAAAGGACUUUUCAAAAAAGGGUGGAAUCCUGAACCCGGGAUGUGAAUGGCCAAGGCUGGGAGCUGUCGGACGUGCAUCUGAGUCUGUGUGCUUAGUGUCCUUCCUCUCCCUGAACACUGAGUUCCCAUGACAGACCUGUAGCAGGGCAGGUUCAGUGAACAUCUCAGCACGAGCAGCAGUGCGCCACUGUGUCCUCUGCGUCUCUGUCUUGGGAACCCAACCCCGUGAACAGAUGAGUACUCAAAGAACUCACUGAAGGCCCCACGCCCACCCCCAACCACUGGCCCAGAGACAGGAGGAGAGAAGGGCCUGACAGCACACACAGGCCUGCCGCCCCAUUUUCCUCAUCACUCCACAUUUCAGAAAUCUGCCAAAUUUGCAUAUUUUAAAUUUGAAGUAAGUCUCAAAAAAUGAGAAAAAGGAGAAUCAAAAAAUCAGAUUUGCUUCAGCAAUAAAAAUAAAAGCAAAUAUCCAACUUAUUUUCCACUUUUCCCUUUAAGAUGGGGUCUCACUGUGUUGUCCAGGCUGCUCUCAGACUCUCGGACUCAAGUGAUCUUGCCUCAACUUCCUGAAUAGUGGGAAUCACAGGUGCAUGUCACUGCAUCUGACUCGGCAUUUUUAUCUCUAGUACUUUAUUUUACACAUAUAUUUUUUUGGCACCAGGAACUGAAUCCAGGGGUACUUUACCACUAAGCCAAGUGGCAUUCUUUUUUGUUUUUGAGACAGUCUAAGUUGCUGAAGCUGGCCUCCAAAUUGUGAUCCUCCUGCCUCAGCCUCCCAAGUAGCUGAAAUUACAGGUAUGUGCCAGGUAUCUAUAGAAUUUUAGCUGACAUUUCACUAUUAAGGUGAGAUAGUGAAUAUUCUAAACUACUGAACAAAUAUUCUUAAUUAUUUAAAAAUUUUUGAGAAAUAAAAUAUUGUACUUUAACAAUGCACUUUUUUUGCAGCAAUGUGGAUCAAACUCAGGGUCUUGCACACGUUAGGCAAGUGGUCUACCACUGAGACACAUCCCCAGCCCCCCAAACAUGCACCAAUCUUAAGGCUGACUCCAUAUUCACCAGUGUUAGAACUGCAGAAUCACACCGAACACUUGAGCAUUCUGUCUUCACCAUGGCGACUUAACAACACUUACUACUACAUAUGUUUUAAAGCACAUGAGAAUCAUUAUUCAAUACUGCCUGGGAUGGUAUAAAUUUUAAGACACUUUUAGGUAUAGGAAAAGCCCAAGAGAAGGCUGACUUACAGUAAUGACCCGGAGGACUCCGCCACCGUCAUGCACGGUCACCCUGUGCAAGUUUCCCGACACGAGCCCGUGGAGGUCUUGACUCUCCCACACCACGGUCCCUUCAAAGCUCUUUGGGGAAAAGAUGAAGAGUGAGCCAGUUUCUUUACUGUUGUCAUUUGGGUUAAAAUAAGUGUUUAGGUUCAGACCUGAGAGAAAUGCUUACUCUUUCUCCAAAAGAUAUCAGUUAAGUUAUUAUGCUGCAACUCUAACACCUUUUUCCAUGCACAUCUAGAAACCAACCAGAGUGUAUAAGGCUGGGCAGCAGAUGCCUCCGUUCCCCUGGCCCAAGGCCUCCCGGUGCAGCCCAGCAGCUCCCUUCAGUGGGCACGGCGCGCCCGCGCCCUGGGUGGAUGCGUGAGGGUUUACUGGAAUACUCCCUGCGGCAGACAUUUGGGGCUGCCACAUAGCUACCGCCUCAAUGCGGGAGUGUUUUGGUUUAAAUGUCUAUUUUUCCCCGAAUAAGUUGUAUUUUAAAAACUAAAUUCCCAGAGGUGAAAUCUUAGACUGAGGUUUGUGUGUGUUGGUACACAUCGCUAAGGUGCUUUUCAAAAGUCCUUUUCUAUCACGUUAUGAGCGGAUUUUGAGAAUGCCUGGUGUGGGUGCAGGGAAUGACCCCUGGUUCAGCUGCAUUUCUGAUCCCAGGGCUGUUCUCUCCUGAUGAAGGCCUGUCCUCUUCUGUGCCACCUGGUUAUUGAGUUUUCUCUUCUUUGUUAAUCUGUGCAAUUCUGCAGAGCACUUACCUUGAUCCUGUGUAUGCUGUGUGCACUAGAAGUAUUUUUUCAGAGUUGUUUGCCACUUUUUUUUGAAAUUCAAACAUCUAUAAAAUGCUUCCUACGGACUCUGACAAGCUUUUUUGUGAUGAUCACUGCUGAAUGCCAAGUUUAGCAAGUUGCGCUUCCCCACCCCAAGGUCCUGACGCCUUCUGACUUCUCUGUGGUCCGUUUUCAACUCUGCAGCUGGCUCCUGACACUGCUCAGGUCUUAACUCCACUUUCUCCAGAAACAAGCCACCAAGGCCCAAUCUGCCCACCACAUCGACCUGUUUCAUUUCCUUAAUGCCAUUUAUCGCUCUGCUAUUUCUGGUUUUUCCACUGUCAAACUGAUGGUUCCCAAUGGAACACAAGCAUCUUGCUGUUUUUCCAACCACCAUGUCCCCAGCAGGAGAAUGGCUUGACAUAACUAAAACUGAAAACCACUUGCCAAACACACAGUGUGGAAUUAAAGCCAAGUAGAUGACCUCCAUGUGGCACAUGAAGACCCGGCUCUAACGUAUCAACAGUCUCAUGUAUGAAAUGAAAAGGUGAGGACUGACAGUACCGUCUAAUUCAGUCAACAGCUCAGGAAACCAGGCAGAGUGAAUCUGUCUCAUGACUAGGUCAGUGGCUUACAAACUUUUUUUUUAAAGCAAUAAAACUUUUCUUCUCCACCAAAGCAGACAAAAACACUGCAAGAGCCUGGGUUAUGCUGCUCAGGUGCCCUUAACCUUUAUUAUCUGCAAACCCCUGAGGCACUGUCCCCACCCCCCCCUUCCUUGGAGAUGACCUUGCAGACACACUGCAGCCUGGGUCCUUGCUUCUCAGUUCUUAAUAAAACACAGAGAGCCAUGUCUUCCUCUAAGGGCUGCUCUGACGUGCACUCUCUGCUCAGAAAACAGGCUUCUGACCAUCAGAAGCACAGGAGGACAUGAACUGUCCUUUUCAAAGACUCUACUUUUCCUAGGUGUCCUUAACUCUCUAGCUCAAAUCUGAGUUUUAAAAAAACAAAACCUUCCCAUAAAUAGACAAAUAUACAGGAGGGAGAUAAAGAAAAAAGAUUAGGGAAGAAAUACACCAAAUAUAUUGAGCAACAGAUGGGUGAAGUCACGUCCUUAAACCUCUCUGCAUUUUUCCAAAUUUCCAACAACAAAUACAUGUCACUUUCAUACAUUUCUAUACUUUGAUAAUCAUGAAAAAAAAAUGUAAACCUGGAACAUAUAACCAACAAGCAAAUUUAGGGUCAGUCUUCCUCCAGACACGAGCCAUUACUUAAACAUUUCGGUAUGUAUGAUUUACCAGGCCUCUGACUGUGUGUUUCAAGUUCAGAAACAAAAAUGAAAGAGCCCAUAUCUUUAAAUCACCCUAAUAUGGAAUUAUCAAAACACGCUAAGAUGAGGUUCCAUGACAAGGGAAGGAAGUAACUGCGGGGUCGGGGCUCGGCAGGCUUCCAGCACCUCCAGCGCUGUCCCCAAGGGCUCUGGGUCAGAAAGCGGGAGGCAACCACAGGCACACACAGAAAACCAUGAAGAGCUCGGCACCAGACAAGGCGGGGGUGCACCCCCGGGACAGGAAGCCAGAAGCCAGAGGGCUGCAGCAGGAGAGGGCCUCAGGAGGGGCAGAGAGAGGGAGGGAGAGAGAGACACACACACAUACACACACACACACACACACACACGCAAAGGCCGGGGAAGAGCAGGCACCUGCUAGGGUGACCAGAUGGAGAGGGAGGGGCAGGAGGUGCCUGGGCUGGGUCAGGAUCAGCUCACCUGAGAAGAGGCAGUGUCCCCAGACCAGAAGAGCUGCGAAGCAGGGCUCCAGCAGCAAAAUCAAUGCCUCAAAGCCGUGUGCCCACUGGUCACUACAGAGGUAGUGUACCCACCGGACACUACGGAGGACCUUAAAAUAGAGUGCCCGCUGGCCAGUAUAGGGACUGGAGAGCCAAGGAUGUGUCCCAUGGUGCUGGUUCAGGUGGAGACACCAGACCUAAGGCUGAAGACAUAGGAGACAAGAAAGGGUAGCACAGAGGGGAUGUCCCCAGUAGGACGCCUGUGGGACGUGCACGUAGAGUUCAGCAAGCAGCCAGUCGAAAGCAGUCUGGGCUGCAGUGACAGGCCACCAGCCCACUGGUGGUAACAGAUGAAAUGGCCUGAGAAGAAUGAGCCAAACAGAAGGCGAGCAUCAAAAAGAAAAAAGGGAGAUAAUGACUCACACCUCAGGAAAAGCCAGCGUGCCAAAGAAAGUCCCUCCUCGUCUGGAGACCACAACCCAAGACUGCUCUAGCCCCACCUACUAGCUGAUGCUUGGCGUCUGACCUCUCCCGCUAUGCUCCUUCAGUGUACCCAACUCCACUAUGCCUGUCUUGACACUCUGGUUAGGUAAGUACCAGAGUUCACUGGCCCAAAGGAGAUGACCCCCAGGCCUGGCUCAGAAAACCAUCUUUCUAUACUGAAUCCGCUGGAGCUGCAUCUACCUGCCUGCGAACCCAGGCUGUGCCACGCCCUCCCCUCUUCCUCACACACCUGCAGUCCAUCCUCUGACGUAAGCUGUCACAACACCAGGAACCUAAAGGAGAGGAGCAACAUUUUCAUGGCAACUUGUGACAAGACAUAAAACUAAAAGAAAAGGAGAAAGCCUGACAAGAGGUUGGAAACGUGCUGUCCAUGACGUUGCAAGCUGUCUGCAACCCAUUCCCCAUGUUCACUCCGGCCUCGUGCUUCCUGCACAGACAUGUGUAUGUUUGUUUGGGUGGUGCUGGGGAUUGAACCCAGGGGUUCUCUACCACUAAGCUGCAUCUCCAGCCCUUUGUUCUAUUUUGAGACAGGGUCUUGCUACGUUGCCCAGGCUGGCCUUGAACUCGCAAUCCUCUUGCCUAAGCCUCCUAAGCAACUGGCCACCGCACCAAGCCAUGGUUUUAUUUUUUCCCAAUAAAGCUAAUAUGUAUUAUAGACCAUCCAGGAAACCAAUUUAAUAAAAGAAAAUGAAAACCAUUCA